UAAGACGCCUCUAGAGCCUGUUUGGGGCGCCGAAUUUCUUGAUUCUCUCCUUUGCGGUCUUGAACAGAGGAGGCGGAGGAGGAAGAGGAGGAGGGGGCCUGAGGCAGAGUGGGGUCACAGGACACCGCGCCCCCCCGUGGCACUGACCCCCGCCCACCCUCCGAAGGCCCGCGCGGACCUGGGAGAGCCAACAGCCGCGCCGGGCCGCAGGGCGAGCCCGCUGGGGACGGCCUGGGCCGCGGCGUCGCGUCCCAGAGCAGCCUGGGAUCUCCAAAGGCAGCGUCCGUGCGCAGCGCGCUCCUCGGGGACCAGCUGGGCCGCGGCGCCAGUUCCCAGGCCAGGGCCAUGGCGCUCUUCGGGGGCCCGCAGGCCGCGGGCGACGAGGUCCCGCCGGACCUGGUCGCGCCACCGGUGGCCCAGGAACUGCUGGCAAGCCUGGGCACCCUGCAGCCUCACCAGCUGCAGAAGGUCUGGGAAGUCGCGGAGCUGCUGGCGGGCUUCUUCAGGGAUGCCGACCUGGACGGGGACGGCCUCGCGAGCGAGGAGGACUUGAGCCGCGUGGUGAUGCCGAACAGGGGCCCCUUGACACGUGGCGACCUUGACGCCGCCGUGCUGGAGCGCCUCGGGGACAUCGGGAACCCAAGGCACCUCCGCGCGCGAGCUCGCGGGCUGGACUACGCCCAGUUCGCAGACUGCUUCGUACACGCGGCCACGCAGGUCGACCAGGACGCCCUGAGCCGCGGCUUCAACCCGUUCCCCGACCGGCCCAUCCCCAAGGCCGCGCUGCACGCCCGCCGGGGCGCCGUUGCGGUCCACGUCAGCAGAGCAAUAUCUUCUGCCACGUCGCCUCCGUUGGCUGCGCGUGGUUCCUUGCGCCCGUCCGCGCCGGGCACCCAGACAGGGUCGGUCGCGCUGCCGGAGGAGCCGCCCGAUCUGCUUCGUUCCGAGCCGGGCACGAGAGGGCCUAUCCUCCCUCUCGGCAAGCUGUUCGCGGACCUCGGAAGGCGAGUCGCGGCGGGCGGAAGCGCAGCGAGCUCUCCGAUUCCCUCGAAGGGCCAUUCUCCGAGGCAGCCCUCGCCCAGAGCGGCUUCGUCAGCGGCCUCCUCCCCCAGGGCUGCAUCUUCGACAAAGUCCAGGUCCCCCUCGUCGAGCUCCCCAUUCUUCGGCCUGAGGGGGUCUCCCCCCGCCGCGUCCUGGAGGCCCCCAAAAGGCGGCUCGGGGAUGCCGCCGGCGCGGGAGGAGGUCUCAUUCCGGCUCGCGGACGUCUUCGAGGCCUCCGUCUAGGCGGCCGUUCGGCGGUUGCAUGCGCCUCGCCAGAGACCAGGAGCGGGCUCGGGAAUAAACCCGCAGAAGGCCGAGUUAUUCAUUACCGGAGACACGCGGUCUCUGCGCAGGUCUCUGCGCAGCCCCCUGCCCCUCUGCCAAAAAGGGCACUGGGGCGGCGCUACGCGCGGGCGCGCGCGCAGGGGCACUCUCUCGCGGUCUCGCGUGGUGCCCCUGCACGGAAAGCGG
Molecule: messenger RNA, 1512 nt
Organism: Prorocentrum cordatum
Lineage: Eukaryota; Dinophyceae; Prorocentrales; Prorocentraceae
Source: the annotation of a GenBank genome assembly